This is a messenger RNA of Eutrema salsugineum, 582 nucleotides long. RefSeq names its product F-box/LRR-repeat protein At2g40920-like. The transcript has a single exon. NCBI's taxonomy places the organism in Eukaryota, Viridiplantae, Streptophyta, Magnoliopsida, Brassicales, Brassicaceae. The record is from RefSeq and is a predicted model, not a curated record. Bases 1 to 582 code for a protein of 193 amino acids.
AUGAAACCGAAGAAUAGGAAGAAGAAACAGAGGAAGAAGAAACAGAAUCGAUUGCAUCAAUGGUUGGUGCAUCAUCAUCAUCCUCUCAUCGUCCAUCGAACAAGAGAAGAGUUGACUACCAUCCUAGUACCUGAGGAUGUCUUGUCAUCAAAUCAUAAUGUGGCUGUGCCUGGAAUAGAGUGGAAGGAAAAUCUUAUAGAAUAUGGUGGGAAAAUAGCUAUUUUCGAGCAUAGCUACCUCAAAGACGGGGGUGUGGCGACCUUGUGGGUAUUGGAAGACGUUAAGGAAAAGGAAUGGUUGAACCAGACUCUGUCUUUGCAGCCUUGUCAAAUGCAUUUAGUCCAAGACACUGAAGUGGUUGUCAAAGGCACAACUCCAGACAGCAAGGUAAUCUUGGCACCCUAUGAGAUGUGUUCUCGAUUCUACAUUCUGUGUUACGAUUUGCAAAGCAAUGACUUGAGAAAGGUCGAAAUCAAAGGAGUACUACACUUUUGGUUUGACAAAGAGUGCUAUGCUGACUUGCGGUUUAUGGAUGAGAGUGAGAGCUUCAUCUACUUUGGAAACUUGACCACUACUUUUUGA